Messenger RNA from Papaver somniferum (opium poppy), 1149 nucleotides. RefSeq lists its product as uncharacterized. The record is from RefSeq and is a predicted model, not a curated record. Lineage: Eukaryota; Viridiplantae; Streptophyta; Magnoliopsida; Ranunculales; Papaveraceae. Bases 1 to 1149 code for a protein of 382 amino acids. The transcript has a single exon.
AUGAUAAAACAAGGAAGAAGAUCACGAGAUGGAGCUCAACCAGCAGACCUCUUAGUUUGUUUCCCAUCUCAUAGAACUAAUCAUUUAAACCUCAUUCCUAGUAAACCCAUUUGUAGUCCUGGUCACCCCACGGAUAUCACAAAGGUACCGCACCGCCGCAGCCACCAUCACCACCUUAGAGGUGGUCAUUCUAUGUCCAGUCCUCAUCUAUGGGCGAAAACCAAACCGUCGAUGAGAUCACAAAUCAAGGAACCAACUUCGCCGAAGGUCAGUUGUGCUGGUAAUAUAAAAGUUAUCAGACAGCCGAAGAGUAUUACAAAUUCUACCACCACCACCCCUCGUGCAACUACUACUACUAUGACGGCGAUGAACGGGAAAUAUCGGAGUAGUUCAAGCAAGAAUUGGCAUUCAGUCAUGGAAGAGAUCGAAAUGACACGAAAGAAAAAUACAGCACUCGUGAAGACGUCCACAAGAGCAACUACUAAUAAUACCCGUUCUACAUCGUGGAUGGGAAGUACAUUGGGUAAAAAGAAAGAUGUGAUGAAGCUCUUGAAAAAUUUACGGAACUUCCGAUUGAAUUUCGGGUGUUUGGGUUCUUUCGAAGAUGUAUCUCAUCAAGAUAUCAGAAGUAAUAGUAGCAGCACAACUACUUCUCUUGACGAAGACGAAGCAGUAAUUCAAGAAGAUAAUAAGCGAUAUGAAUUUUGUCAUAGUAGACAUAGUACUGGUAGUAUACCAAAUGGCGAUAGUUCAUAUAGGACUAGUGUCAUGUCAAAAGUGUAUACGGCACUACAAGAAAACAAGAAUGUUGCUCAGUUCAUAAAUACUAAUAAUGCAGUGAUCAACAACGAAAAGACAGCCGAAGUUGAAGACGGUGAAGAUGCGGAAGAGUCUGUUCCUCCUCCGAAUGCUCUGUUGCUCAUGAGAUGUAAGACAUUACCGGCCAAAAGUUGGUUGGAAGAAAGAGAUGAGAAUCAACAAGAAGAAGAAAUGAUGAAAAAACAAAAGUUGAUUAUGAAAUGGGAAAAUCAAAAUACUAUUAAUAUUGGUUCGUGUAAAAUUUCUGCUUCUAAUAUUGUUAAGAAGAAGACUUGGGUUAUCGAUGGAAUCAAAGAUCAAUUCUCUAGGAGUAGAAGUUGGAAGAUUUGA